UGUAUUCUUCAUUUGGAAGUUAUUUUUUUACGAAGGAUUAGGAGAUUCUGAAGCUUCGGUAAAGUCGAGCAGGAACAGGUAAUUAUAACUUCGAGCACUUGUGCGUGCGUAAAGUGGAUGUCGGGGCGCGCACACACAUCACAUCACUGCGGGAGCAGCUGCUGUCAGACGCGUUACUCGGAGUGGGAGUGAAGGCUAUGGACGAUUCACCGACUGAUUCACCUCUCACAGUGGAACAACCGUCCACAAAACAUCCUCUACGGUGUCUGCUUUCGCUCCGUGCACUGAAAAUGACGCGCGCGGACAACAACCGGUGAUCUCCCCGCUUUCGCAGGUGUUCGCGGCAGAAGACUUUUGUUUGGCGGUGUGUGUGUGUGUGUGUGUCUUUUUUUUCUCGGAUAUGGCACAUUUCAGGAUCCAUUAGGAGAAUUUUUUAAGAGCGUCAGAACGCGUCUGCGGCGCGGGAGAGCGGUGGAGGGACGAGGAAACUUGCGUGGCGCAGGAGACGGUCUCCCCUUUUCCAAUCGGCGCUGCCGCGCGGCUGUGACAGAGAAGAAGGGAGCCAUGGUGAAGUCCCUCAUUCUGAUGCUCAGCUGGACUGCGAUCUUCGAGGUGGCGGCGGCCCAGAACGACACGGAGCCCAUCGUCCUGGAGGGGAAAUGUCUGGUGGUGUGCGACUCCAACCCGGCCACGGACUGGAAGGCUUCGUCCUCCCCGCUCGGCAUCUCGGUGCGCGCCGCCAACUCCAAGGUGGCUUUCUCCGCAGUCCGGAGCAACAACCACGAGCCGUCGGAGAUGAGCAACAAGACGAGAAUAAUCUACUUCGAUCAGGUGCUGGUGAAUAUAGGAAACUACUUCACUUUUGAAUCAGUAUUUCUGUCCCCGAGGAAAGGAGUCUACAGCUUUAACUUCCACGUGAUUAAAGUGUACCAGAGCCAAACCAUACAGGUGAACUUGAUGUUGAACGGAAAACCCGUCAUCUCUGCCUUUGCGGGCGAUAAAGAUGUAACGCGCGAGGCGGCCACCAACGGAGUUCUGCUCUAUCUUGAAAAAGAGGACAAAGUCUACCUAAAGCUGGAAAAGGGAAACUUAGUUGGUGGAUGGCAGUACUCGACGUUUUCUGGCUUUCUUGUGUUUCCUCUGUAAAAAAAAAAAAAAAAAAAAGAAAAAGAAAAGAAAAAAGAAAAUAAGAUUUUAAAAAAAGAAGAUUGAUUGUAAGCUUCCUGACUUCUUCAUAAUGUGUUGUCACGGUAUAAUCAAAACAUUUCUGCUGCUGCAUCUGAUGGAUCUUUCCAGCUGGCUGAUAGAUGGAAACGGAUCACAACAGAGGGAGGAAAUAAGACUUUGGAAACUGUUCACAUUCCCAGUCUCCGUCCAGAUGAAAGAGGCUUGAAAUGUUCCCUGUCGCUACUGUAUGUUCCCGUCACUCAAGCAGCCUCAGAGAGGAACACCGAAACCUCCCAGAAGUACUUUUUGAACUUUGGCUUGUUGGAAUAUGUUAAGCAUACUGAUUCCUCCCUCCGGUUUUGUUGUUUCUCAUGGCGACUGUUGCAUUCA
This is a messenger RNA of Salarias fasciatus (jewelled blenny), 1557 nucleotides long. RefSeq names its product cerebellin 4 precursor (gene cbln4). Gene Ontology annotation, molecular function: protein binding. The transcript is spliced from 3 exons. Gene Ontology annotation, cellular component: synapse. NCBI's taxonomy places the organism in Eukaryota, Metazoa, Chordata, Actinopteri, Blenniiformes, Blenniidae. The record is from RefSeq and is a predicted model, not a curated record. Bases 565 to 1146 code for a protein of 193 amino acids.